Molecule: messenger RNA, 7290 nt
Organism: Colius striatus (speckled mousebird)
Lineage: Eukaryota; Metazoa; Chordata; Aves; Coliiformes; Coliidae
Gene: CHIC2
Product: cysteine rich hydrophobic domain 2
Exons: 6
Coding region: 229-726 (165 amino acids)
Source: RefSeq, a predicted model, not a curated record
UCCUGCCCCGCCCCUCGCCCCCUCCCCCCGCGGAGGGUGACGGGCGCUUCCUCGCCCGCAGCUGCCGCCGCUUCAGCCGCUGUUGCUGCCGCCACCGCCUCGCCGCGGCUCCGCUGCCGCCUGCCUCGGCACCGCGGCGGCCCUGGUAGCCCUCUCCCCCCGGCUUCCGCGGCCGGCCUCCUCGCGUCGCCCCGGCUCCUCUCUCUCAGCGGACGCCCGAGCCCGGCCAUGGCGGACUUUGACGAGAUCUACGAGGAGGAGGAGGACGAGGAGCGAGCGUUGGAGGAGCAGCUCCUCAAGUACUCUCCUGACCCGGUGGUGGUGCGCGGCUCCGGCCAUGUCACCGUGUUUGGGCUGAGCAACAAAUUUGAAGCAGAAUUUCCUUCAUCUUUAACUGGAAAGGUUGCACCUGAAGAAUUUAAAGCUAGCAUCAGUAGAGUUAACAGCUGUCUUAAGAAGAACCUUCCAGUUAAUGUACGAUGGCUACUAUGUGGAUGCCUUUGCUGCUGCUGCACUUUAGGUUGUAGUAUGUGGCCAGUUAUCUGCCUCAGUAAAAGAACACGAAGAUCGAUUGAGAAGUUAUUAGAAUGGGAAAACAAUAGGUUAUACCACAAGCUGUGCUUGCAUUGGAGACUAAGCAAAAGGAAAUGUGAAACGAAUAACAUGAUGGAAUAUGUCAUCCUUAUAGAAUUUUUACCAAAGACACCGAUUUUUCGACCAGAUUAGCAUUUGACUUAUUUCUAGAGACUUAUUAAAGUAUGUUGUCUUUCCAAUGGUGCCUUGCUUGGUGCUCUCCUGGUGGUGACAUAGCAUUGGUUCUACAGAAUCUUGUGGUGUUUUCAUGCUUUUUUAUUUGAGGUUUUUGUGGCUUGUUUUGUUUUGUUUUUGUGUGCUUUUUUUUUUUUAAGAGCAUGUUCUAAGUGCAUUUGGUCAAACUCUGCAAAGUAAUUUCACACAAAUGUUAACUACUACUUAAGUUAUUGUUACUUUUGCUACUUCUGUUUGUUAAUGUAUCUUGAUUUUUUUUCAAAAAGUCUUUUUACAUGUGUGCGCGCGUGUGUGUACAUACAUAUAUAUGACUAUAAAUACACAGCUGAAAAUGGUAUACAAGUGAGCAGGUAUUUUCUUUAACCCAAAAUGACACAACUGAUUGAUUUGUAUUUUGUGUAAAUCCUUGCAAUCAUUCGUUUACAUUCUGAAGUACCUCCUAAGGUCUUCCUCAAGUUUUGCCAGUGGCUAGUUAAGUGUAAGUUGUUGGGGUUUUUUGUUGUUGUUGGAAGAGGCUAGCUGCUAUCCCAAAAAGGAGGAGGUAGAGUUCUUUUGAAAGUAUGCUUUUUGGAACCCAAACAUCAUUGCAUUAGUAGAAGACUCUGUGCUUUUCAUGAAGAAGUCCUGUCAGCUGGUUCUGAAAAAGUUCCAAUUUAAAGGUUGAAAAAAAUAAAAGGCACCAAAAUAGAAUUAUUUUAUUCAGACUAGAAGAAUUGCUGAGAGAAUUGCAUGCAUCUGGUUAGUAGAACUCAAGACCACAAAAAUAUAUUAAUAUUGCAGUUUAUAAUGUAUCUGUUUGAAUUCAGGUGAAUGCCAUGUAUCAGCUUUAUGACUACUGUUUACCAGAUCCUGUACAGGGGAGUACAGAAGGAUUUGUUUUAGUAAACCUAAUGUCCAAGAGGACGUUUUGGGACUUCUUUGUUGUCUUGUCGUUUCAAAGCCAUGUAAGCAGGAAAAAAAAGUUACUGAAGAAAUCUUGAACAGUACAGUUCCAGAUGCAAAUGUGGAUGCCUUGUAUUAAAAAUAGUUAAUAGGUUACGCUGGGCAGCAGUAUAAGUUUAAAAGUAUAGGUAAUUAUUUAUUGCACCCUUGCUUCUGCUCAUUUUGGUUUACAGAGCUUAUUUUCUGCACAAGUAUAAGACUUUUUUUAACUGGAUAUAUGAUGUAUACUUGGGUCAGGCCAGUUGUAUUUUGUUUCUUCUAUUUGUAUCUUAGUUGUACAUAUCUUCACUCAUAGGCUUUAAAAAAAUUCCAACCCAACCACAUUUUAAAAUUUACUUUACACAUCUAAAAUUACUAUACAUGAACAUUAAUGUAAGUUAAGAAUAUGUUCCUUGUACAGUUGUGGUAGCAAGCAAUAAUGUGAAUAUAUGAAAAAACAGAUAUACUCCGCUUAAUAUUUGUAUGAAUGAAAAGUUGAUACCACUAUGACAAUAAUCUCUUUUUAAUCUUUUAAAUACAAGUUUUAUUUCAAGGUAAUAUAUUACAGAUACCUUGAUGCUGUGAACUAUUUUUCUAUGUCUUAAAAAUAUUUAUUCUCUGUAAAAUAUUCUCUAGUAUUAUAUUCCUAAAUUGUUGAUAGUGGGAAUGGUCUAAAAAGUUUUACAUUUUCUUAAAUCUCAGCCUUCUGUGUCUGUUCCCAGAACUCAUCCUUUGCUUAGCUUUUGUCUGUGGAUUCGUACUGUUUACUUUGAAAAUAGCUCAGCUAUGCUUUUCAUACAAGCCUACAAGUGUAUUUCUUUGACUUGACAGAAUAAGAUUUUUGGUUAACAAAUACCAGUUUUGUGCUGCCUCAGCCUUCUGGGUCCAACAACGGUUUCUCUUUGAAGUAGCUGGUUAUAAUAUUUUUAAAAAUCAGUUUCAGCUGCUGCUUUACUACAAAUCCGGGUCUGCAGCACUCCACCUCUCACUCAGAAGUAUUUGUUAUAAUCUUGGUACAGUUCCAGCCUGUGAGGGAGACCAGAAGCCUAACAUUGAUGGCAGCUGCGGCUGUGGAGGUUAGAGGUGCAGGGGAGAGAUUGGAACUGAACAGAAAUUAUAACUGAUUAUGAAUACUGACCAGUAAUACAUGUUCAUUUCUUCAGGUGUCAGUUUUCAGUAAAAUGAGUACUGAGUCACAGAAGGCCUAGAUUUUAUCAUCAAAAUUCUCAUUGACUGUAUAGAUCAGUUUGUGUCAUGGAUGCAGUUUUCCACUGGUGAUUCCUUAGUGUGGAGGGUUAAGUUGGACGUGGCUUGUGAUAUGUUCGUAGCAGCACUGCCUUCAGUGUGAGCUAUUCACCCUAGUUUACUACCCAGACUUUCCGUACUGUGUUCUGUGUCCUUGCUCACAGCACACAAACCUACCUACAGUAAAGCUAAUUUGAGCAUGACAUGUGCUGAAAUCAGAAGCAGUGAAUAGAACGUGUCUUACAUGUUUACAAAGAGUAUCUCGUUAGUAAAGCUACCUCUUAUGUGGUAGUGGUGGUUAAGAACUUGUCCACUUUUAGGUGCAUCUACUUGGUUAGCAGGAAUUCCAGUAUUUUUAACUAUGACUUUCUGAGAGUACUUCUAUAGGGGUCCAAAGUAGAGCUCUGGGUAAGUAAACUAUUUACCUCUUAAAGCAUUUCUGGUAUUUUAUUUAAACAAAGUCUCCAACUUGAAAUACAACCAGGAAACUUGAGAAACUGCGUGUGUAUAGAUGAGUUUUGCUCAAAAGUGUAACUCUUCUAUUGAGGUAGUACACUCACUUGGUAAGAAUGUAAUAAAACAGUUUCAUACAAUCCCUUUUGAUUUGUUUCAUUACAGUGAUAGAAAUUGAACAUGACAGGAACUUUAAUCAACUAUUUAAUGCCUGCAGCAGUAACCAGGAUUUUCCUUUGAUGUUGUUUCUAAAAUACUAAAUCUUCUUUGUGUGCUAGUGAGAAGACAUAGGUAACUUUUUUUUUUUUUUGGUCCAUUUGGGAAAAAAUGAAGUUACAGGAGUCUGAGCAGUCCAGAAACAAUUGUAAGAUUUUCAGGAUGUAGCCUACUCUUUGCUAAAAUAAGUAUUACAUUGUACUAACUUGUUUGGUUUCUUGAAACUCGGCAGUUCCUACAAAUCUUACCUAUUUCCUAUUUCUUUGAAUAGUAGAAGUUACUCAGAUGUGAAACGUAAUCUUUCAGUCAUUUUCUUAAAUGAUACUAUUUUAUAAAUCUCUACACCAUGGUGUUUAAGGGUAGUACUUUAUCUCUGAAAUAAAUGCUUACUUAUAAGUAAUUUUUUUUUGUUAGCCCUGAGGAUUGUAGGGACAAGCUUUAAAGUGCAAUCUGUAACUUCUCAGAAGCCAGAAGGCAAAGAAAAAGAACUAGUCUUUAUUCCCUUCCCUCCACUCCUCACCCCAAAGUCUUAAUUUUAAAUCAGCCCCCUUGUUUUGGGAGCCCUAGCUUAUGGUUUUUGAGCAGCUGGCAAUAAUGCACAUUGUUCAGCAAAAAAAACCCAUUUGAAUUCAGAACAAUCUAAAGAGAUCACUUUAAUUGACGAGGCAAAAGACUUUUUCAGCAAAGAAAAUCCCUGGUUCUUUUAAGUUCUCCCAGCACUGCUGUUGAGUAAUUAAAAGAAGGACCGUGAUGACCCUACAUUAGGUCAAAAUCCAAAUGAUUUUGUGUAAAGGAAAUGCUCAAUUAGAGAGGUCUCGGAGCCCCAAAUGUCUUAGAUCCAUAGUAGCUACUUAUUAAGGGUAAGUGGCACUGGCUAGUUUUGUAUCCGUGUCUAAAAUCAUUUAUGUUCCUCUUCAGGAACCUUGCUUGGAAAAAGAAAGCAUUUUAGAAAUAAGAUCUGUAUUCAUCACUGCUAAUUUGCUGUAAUUUCCUUGUUGCUUCUCCCUAAAGCCACAUUUCAUUUCAUUCACCAACACCUAAGUCUGUGAUCGUUACAAUGCCUUUAAGAGCCAUAUUGUAGGUAGAAAUAUUAAAUUCUCAGGGACUAAUAGGAAAUAUGAAAAUCGAAUUAAUGAGCUGUACGCCUGUCUGCAUGAAGGCAUACUUUGCAAAUGGCACCCUAGAAAACUUUUGAUUGUAAUAUGCAUGACCAUUAUGAAUGUUAUCAAUAUACACCUAUGAGAACUCCCUUUACGCACUAUUGUUAGGCUGCUGAAUGGCCAAGUACGUUGAGUAAGGAUAAAUGAAGGGUUUUUUACUGGUUUGGCUAAAGUUGUUAUUUCUAAUGGUGCUACUCUCUUAAUUCCCAUGUUUCGAGUUCUUGCUGUAGGCUGGUUAAAUCGGGUGAUACUGGUGCAAUGAGAAAACAAUAUAAUUCUUAAGGAAGUGGAAAAAAUUCGAGGGCAACUUUUCAAGCAAAAAAUUUCACUGCUGAAAAUAUCAUGCAUUUAUUCUUCAUUAGUUACAAGUAUCCAUUUGGGCUGUGUUGUUAUGUGUUUUGCAGUUCAUAAUUUUUUAGCAUCUUUUUGCAGACUAUUUUAGUCAGCAUGGGCUGAAUUAGAGACUAUUUUUGAAAGUUUAAAAUGUGAAUCCUUGCAUGAAACUUUGUAUGCUAACACGUGUGUGUGUGUGUGUCUACACCACAUGGGUAAUACAUGUUUUAUAAACAGUAUUUUAUUGUUUUCAUGGAAGAUGCCUUUAAAAAAUGAUUCUGCUUCGUUUAUCUCAUUAAUAUUUCAUUAAGAUUUAUUUUUAUGAAUAAAGAUUCAUAAAUACUUGACUCCUUCGAAUACAACAGACCAUUAGGAAAGAUUUAGUGAGGCAAAAGAUGAAACGUGGGAAUUAAAAAAAGCAACAGCUGAAAGGCUGAAUUUGGCAAUUAAGUUUGAAAUUCUCUCAGUAUAUUGGAAAAUAGUUUUGAAUUGAAUAAUGGAAAUGAAGGAGAAGCUAGCAAUCUGUUUCAGUAUUUAUGUAGGCUAUCUUAAUUUCGAUUACAUUUUUUUUUCUUCCAACAAUUGUGAUGUUAAUUCAUUUUGGUUAUGCCCUAAUUGAUUGACAGUUCUGCUUGCUCUUGGGCAGAUUUUGAGGUAAGAUUCCUUCUAAACUCAGCGUCUUUUAGUUUAAAAUAUCCAGACCAAAAUGGAACGGCUGAUGAGAGCCGUGCAGCGACUACAGAACAAUCUUUUCCUGAGCUGGAGCCUGUAAUGCACGGCUAAUUGUUUCCAAAGAAAAUUCUUGACUUGUCCAGACAGCUCCUGUCAUGUGACAGUAUAUCUAAGGCCCAGGAGUAGGAUCUAGUUAGGAUAAUUUAAGUUCAGGUAAGUAAGAGAGUCUUUUGUAAUUAGUUUUAUCUUUUAUGGAGAAGUGAAGCGUUGACAACUGCUCACUUUUUGAGAGCAUAUAGUAGAUUUUAUCAUGUUUAUUGAAAUAUGCUUUUCCCCUGCCCCUCCUCUUUUGUAACUUAAUUAAAAGUUACUUUGCCUUGUGUUGAAAACUAGACUUGGUAGUUAGUUGAAGAUUUUUUUUUUGGUUGCAGUGUUUUAGGUUUGUGUAUAAAUUUUUCUUUUUUUAAAUCACAUUUAGGAAUGUUUCAAGAAGUCAGAUACUUUGAUGCAGUGUAACUGACAUUUUUAGUUGGCUCUGUGUUUAAACUGAUUUCAUUGAACCAAUAUGAGUAUCUCACUGAUCUGCUUUAAAUGUGUAUCUCUGAUCCUUCUGUGCUUACAACAAGCUUUCUAACCUGUUAGGAUACACAGUGUACCUAUUUAUUAAUAUUGUCAGUGAGCAGCUUAGUUCAACAAGAUAACUAGGAAUCCAAAGUAGUUCCCAGGUUGAAAAAUGUAGCUUGGAUUCUUGUUUCCGUAAAACAGUGAGUAUAACAAUUGGAAUACAAAACUAAUUCCAAAUACAAAUUACAAUCAGUAAACUACAAAAACAGUGCCUGGGUGUUGUGUGCUAAAUUAGUCCUGUGUAAUUCAUGUUGCUUUUAAAAGAAUUUGCAGAGAAUUGCAUCGGAUUGUGUGUGCUUAGGAAAAACCUGUUAAACGCACAGGGCGGUGAUGGUAAAUAAGUCACUGAAAGGAUGUUAUCUUUCAAGAAGGCAAACUUAGAAGCCAGCAUUUUGGACUAUGUUAAAAUUCUAUUUCAGGCAGAAAAUGCAUAAGCAAUAACUUACCCCAGAACUGUACAUUAAAGAAGCUGCUAUUUAUACAGAGACCUGGUGGUAAUUUUGCCUGUCAAGCAUCUCCUCUCGUAAAGAGUUUAGAACGAUAGGGUAGCUGCAAUUUCCACUAUUGUAACAUUCCGCUUCAAAUAUUUUAAGUCCGGGUGAGAGAAUGAAAGCUUAGAGGCCAGUACUGUGUUCACAGGGUGCAUGGCUUUGGGAGGAGGGGAUAGGAAGAAAACAACUUUUUUUUUUUUUAAAGGCUGCAUAAUUGUAUAUAUGCAUAUUUAAGAGUAUUUAACCAUGUCUACUAAAUUACUGAAGUUAAUCUAUUGUUGAAUUAUAGAAUAUUAUUUAAUACAUCGACACUGUUUUCUCCUGACCUGACCCAGAAUUGGAAUGGACUCCAAUAUAAUUUUUUAAAGCAUUUCUUAAGUUGUAUGUAUUAUAAACUAAUAAAAUAA